Messenger RNA from Galeopterus variegatus (Sunda flying lemur), 461 nucleotides. RefSeq names its product FXYD domain containing ion transport regulator 2 (gene FXYD2). The transcript has 6 exons. Gene Ontology annotation, biological process: regulation of sodium ion transmembrane transporter activity; monoatomic ion transport. Gene Ontology annotation, molecular function: sodium channel regulator activity. Gene Ontology annotation, cellular component: membrane. The record is from RefSeq and is a predicted model, not a curated record. Bases 57 to 257 code for a protein of 66 amino acids. Lineage: Eukaryota; Metazoa; Chordata; Mammalia; Dermoptera; Cynocephalidae.
CCAAAGCAGAGGCAGUAGGAAGAGGGUAGAGGAGACCUGUCUAGUCGUCUGGGGAAAUGGCAGGGCUGUCCAUGGACGACGGUGGCAGCCCCAAGGGGGAUGCGGACCCAUUCUACUACGACUAUGAGGCUGUCCGCAAUGGAGGCCUAAUCUUCGCUGGCCUGGCCUUCCUCGUGGGGCUCAUCAUCAUCCUCAGCAAAAGAUUCCGCUGUGGGGGCAAUAAGAAGCAUCGGCAAGUCAGUGAAGAUGAGCUGUGACAGUAGAGUCAGCCGUGCCCGGCCAGAGCAUCGGGGCUGGUUGGGAAGUCAAGGACACCCUGUCUCCGGAGUCUUCCUGUCUUCCCCAGGCUAUAGACUUUUGUCCUCGCUGAAGGAAGCGCCUGGCUCAAUGCGACCCUGGGUGGGCAAUGCCUCCUCCCGCCCUGUGCCACCUCGUGCUCAUAAUAAAGCCCACCAGCUUCA